ACACUUGGUAGAAACCCCUAAAUAUCUUUCUUUUCAACCAUAAGGCAUCAAUAUGGACUCAACCUGCAGCAUCCCUACCCCUACCCCUAUCCCCACAAAAACUCAAGUACCCCUUAAGCCUUUGUCCUUCACCAACGUGACAUCCAAGAAGCACCACCAAGUGCACAACCACCAACCGCCGUCUGCGGCGGUGACUUACAAGGAAUGCUUGAAGAACCACGCAGCCAGCAUAGGUGGAUACACCGUGGACGGUUGUGGUGAAUUCAUUCCAUCGCCAGAUGCCACUGUCGCUGAUCCCACUUCGCUAAAAUGCGAUGUCUGUGGUUGCCACCGCAACUUCCACCGCCGAGAACCUGAUGAUGAUUUUAUGGACUUCCGCCACCAUCAUGCGCAAGUGGCGACGCCUGCUACGCCCACAGCACUAAAGCCAGAGAACCCAAGAAGAAGAAGACGGUUCAGGACAAAAUUCAGCCAGGAACAGAAAGAUAAGAUGUAUUCUUUCUCUGAAACGUUGGGUUGGAAAUUGCAGAAAUGUGAUGAAGCUACGGUCGAGGAGUUUUGCAAUGAAAUAGGGGUUGAUAAAGGAGUUUUCAGAGUUUGGAUGCACAAUAACAAGAGCACUUGGGGAAAAAAGGUUUUCCAAAAUGCCAACAGUACCAGACCAUACCCUACAACAACAACCAGUAAACCUUGACAAUAGUACUAUACUAGGUAGCAUUGAAAAUAAUGGCUUCAACAUCAAGUAAUGGCUGCAGCAGCAAAAUAAUGACGGUCGUCGUUCCAAUGAGAACACUAGUUUCCUUCAUAUUCCUUCAGCUUGCUUUAUUUUGUAAGAAAAAGUUAGUUUCUUAAUUCGUUUUUGUGAUUUCAACGCUU
Molecule: messenger RNA, 876 nt
Organism: Nicotiana attenuata
Lineage: Eukaryota; Viridiplantae; Streptophyta; Magnoliopsida; Solanales; Solanaceae
Product: zinc-finger homeodomain protein 9-like
Exons: 1
Coding region: 53-694 (213 amino acids)
Biological process (GO): regulation of DNA-templated transcription; regulation of developmental process
Cellular component (GO): nucleus
Molecular function (GO): DNA-binding transcription factor activity; transcription cis-regulatory region binding
Source: RefSeq, a predicted model, not a curated record